Cololabis saira (Pacific saury) is the source of this 1830-nucleotide messenger RNA. RefSeq names its product unconventional myosin-X-like. Gene Ontology annotation, cellular component: actin cytoskeleton; cytoplasm; vesicle. NCBI's taxonomy places the organism in Eukaryota, Metazoa, Chordata, Actinopteri, Beloniformes, Belonidae. The record is from RefSeq and is a predicted model, not a curated record. The transcript has 16 exons. Gene Ontology annotation, molecular function: actin filament binding; ATP binding; microfilament motor activity. The coding region runs from base 1 to 1830 and encodes 609 amino acids. Gene Ontology annotation, biological process: actin filament organization; vesicle transport along actin filament.
AUGCUUUCACGAGAGCGGUCAGACGAGGGUCACCGCCUCGGCAACGCCACGGGCGACCGGGUGUGGUUGCGGGAGGACGAGCAGUAUCUGCCGAGCACCGUGUCCUCUUGCUCCGGAGGCGUCGUCGUCUUCGCCACGGACUAUGGCCAGGUCUACACCUACAAGCAGAACGCUCUGACCCGGCAGAAGGUGCAGCCCAUGCACCACAGCAGCGUGAGGGGGGUGGAGGACAUGGCCACGCUGGAGGAUCUGCACGACGGCGCCAUCAUGCACAACCUGGCCCUGCGGUACCAGCAGAGACACAUCUACACGUACAUCGGCUCCAUCCUGGCGGCGGUGAACCCGUACCAGUCCCUGCCGGGCCUGUACGACCGGCCGGCCGUGGAGCUGUACAGCCGCCACCACGUCGGGGAGAUCUCCCCACACAUCUUCGCCAUCGCCAACGAGUGCUACCGCUGCCUGUGGAAGAGGCUGCAGAACCAGUGUGUCCUCAUCAGCGGGGAGAGCGGAGCGGGAAAAACGGAGAGCACCAAGCUGAUCCUGAAGUUCCUGUCGGCCAUGAGCCAGCACUCCCAGGAGGCCUCGUGCCGAGACCGGACGUCCCACGUGGAGGAGGCGCUGCUAGAGAGCAGUCCCAUCAUGGAGGCCUUCGGGAACGCCAAGACCGUCUACAACAACAACUCCAGCCGCUUCGGGAAGUUUGUGCAGCUGCACUUCAGCCAGAAGGGAAACAUCCAGGGAGGCAAAAUAGUGGACUACCUCCUAGAGAAGAACCGGGUGGUGCGGCAGAAUCCAGGGGAACGGAACUACCACAUCUUCUACGCCGUGUUGGCGGGAGCCAACAGCCAGCAGAGAGAGGCGUUGGGGCUGACCCAGCCGGACAGCUACCACUACCUGAGACAGUCCAGCUGCCCGGAGGACCGGACCCUCAACGACCAGGGAACCUUCCAGGACGUGCUAAGCGCCAUGCGGACCAUGCAGUUCACGGAGGAAAACAUCGGCGAGGUCCUGCGGCUCCUGGCGGCGAUUCUGCACGCCGGCAACAUCGAGUUCAUGACGGCUGGCGGCGCGCAGGUCUCGUCUAAAUCAGCGCUGAGCCGGACGGCAGAACUCCUGGGGCUGAACCCGGACCAGCUGGCCGAGGUCCUGACACACCGGUCCAUGAUCCUGCGGGGAGAGGAGAUCUCCACGCCGCUCACCGUGGAGCAGGCGGUGGACUCCCGGGACUCCAUGGCCAUGGCUCUGUACGCCCAGUGCUUCAACUGGACCAUCCACAAGCUCAACAGCAGGAUCCGGGGCCGGGACGACUUCAAGUCCAUCAGCAUCCUGGACAUCUUCGGGUUCGAGAACUUCGAGGUGAACCGCUUCGAGCAGUUCAACAUCAACUACGCCAACGAGAAGCUCCAGGAGUAUUUCAACAAACACAUCUUCUCCCUGGAGCAGCUGGAGUACAACAAAGAGGGUCUGGUCUGGGCCGACAUCAACUGGAUGGACAACGGCGAGUGUCUGGAUCUCAUAGAGAAGAAACUGGGCCUGCUGGCGCUGCUGAACGAGGAGAGCCACUUCCCCAAGGCCACCGACGGCACCUUACUGGAGAAGCUGCACAGCCAGCACUCGGUGAUGCUGCUGCAGGUGAUUCUGCUGCAGGUGAUGCAGCUGCAGGUGAUGCUGCUGCAGGUGAAACUGAAGGUGAUGCUGCUGCAGGUGAUUCUGCUGCAGGUGAUGCUGCAGGUGAUGCUGCUGCAGGUGAUGCUGCUGCAGGUGAUGCAGCUGCAGGUGAUGCUGCUGCAGGUGAAACUGAAGGUGAUGCUGCUGCAGGUGAUGGUGUAG